This is a messenger RNA of Durusdinium trenchii, 1692 nucleotides long. NCBI's taxonomy places the organism in Eukaryota, Dinophyceae, Suessiales, Symbiodiniaceae. The record is from the annotation of a GenBank genome assembly.
AUGGAUUGCCGAGCUGCCAUCCGACAUGUGAUCCAAGAAAUGGUGGAGGUGUUUUCGAAGGCUGACGAAACAUACCAAGAGAUCCAGGAGAAGAAGGAGGACAUGAAUAUCUUGACAGGCCUCCACAAUUGUCCUGAUUCUGAUCCUUGCUGCCGCGCAGACUUGACAGCUGAGAAACCCGCUGUGUCCACCAAGGACAUUAGUGCGCUGAGGACCACCAUCGAGGAAUGUGAAGCCAGAGCCCGCCAAAGAGUUGAAGAUGUGAUGUCCGACCUGAGAAGGGAGUCAUUGAAUGGCAAGUCCAGCGACCGCUUUGCGAUACAGAAGGAAUUACAGGAGCGCCGGAAAGAGCAGUUGGCGGUGAUUCUCGAAGAGAAAAACGUCCUGCAGUUCAUUCAGGAUGGUGCUGAAAGGUCAAAGGUCUUGACCCAAUUCGCAGGGCUCAGCGCCGAAAAGCUGGAACUGAUGACCGAGGACGAGAAGGACGUGUACUAUUCCAAAGCCCGGUCAGAAAGGAUCCAGCAGCGCUAUCAAGUUGGCAUCAAAGUGGCCGAAGAACUCCUGGAUUCGAAAGCAAGUUGGCACCGAAACAUCGAAGAGAAAAGAGACUCCUUGAACGACUUGGCUCAGAGCGCGACAGAAGGCCAGGAGGCUUGGUACCAAGCGAACUCAAUAGUGAAAGAAGUGCGAAAGCAGAUGCAGAAGGAGAUGGAGAAACGAAGAAUAUGCGAGGCCAAAGGAGGCCAAGCCUUCAUGAAGCACAAAGCUGCCAUGGAGAGUCUUUGGAAGCUCAUGGAGGAGAUCAAAAGUGCCCUGAGUUUGGCCUUGGACACAGCCAUCGAGUGUGAGGCCCUUGAACAGCACGAGCAGAGGUUGACCGAGAGUGUUGCCGAAGCCAUGAAAGAGUUGGAGGAUGUCACCAAGGCCUGUGAUGAAGCCAACAAGUCAUAUGAAGGGCUGGAGGAGCAGGUUUCCCAAGGAAAGGGAGAAAUCAUGAUGCGCAUUCAGGAAACACAGAAGGAGCUGUUAUCUCACUCUACGCCGUACGUCAAGGAACAUAUGAAGAAUGUCGCUGUCAGCAUGGAGUUGUUGGAUCGUGUGACGAAAGAGAAGAAGAAAGAGCUGAGGUGCCUCCAAAAGGAGCACGAUGCGGCUGCCACGGAAGCCGCAGCGCUAGCCAGCAUGGAUCGGGGCAACAAACGCUCACUGAAGCUUGCCACCCGCAACGAAGAGGUGGCUACGCGCCGCGACCUGAUCGACCGUACAAGAGAGGAGUUGGAGCAGUUGGACCAAAAGAAUCGCAAAGCACGCGAGGAGUAUGAUUUCUGCCGCCACUUGCAGCUACACAAUCCACAGCCACAGUUGGAACAUGAGGAGGCAACUCGCUUUGCCCAGGCAGAGGCGGAUCGCUGCUUGGGUAACUUCAAACUUUGGGUCCAGGACCCGGAGGAGUUCGAGGCCGUCCCAGUGAAAACUCAGCUCUCUCCAAAGGCCAAGUCUCCGAGAGAAAAGAAGCAGCAAACAGUUUCGCGGAAGGCGGUCUACAUGGGUGACCCACGCGACCAGCGCUUGGAAUCUCACUUCCUCCCCUUCGGCCAGCAGAGUACACCAAGCCAGGUGAGUGAAGAUCUUUCUGAUCCCGAUUUCUCGAGUCUCGAGGCUUCACCUCGACCUAUGGUGAGGUUCCGAUAA